AGGGUGGGCUGAGACCUGACUGGACAGGACAAGGGUGAUCCUAGGAGAAGAGGGUAAUGGGUAUAGAAUCAUUAGGGUAGCAGGGUACAGGGUAGUAGGAUAGCAGUAGAGUACGUGGUCCACUGGUUCAGAACUGGAUCAUUCAUAACAUGGCUACUUAGAGAGGACACUGGAGGGAAUGAAGGAGGAAACCCCAGUGGAUUUGUAAGGCACGACCAAAGAAUUCACAAAACUACUUCUAGGAGUACACUAUACCAAGCAAUUCAUUGGGGAACUGUAUGAGUGGCUGAAUGUUGUGAUGUUGCUCUGUGGGCUCAUUUUCUGGGGUAUAUCUGUGACAUGAAAUGUUGGAUCAUUAUUGUGGACGGAAACUUAUCUUAUCUUGUACUUUUUAAGCCAUUUCUAGAGGCUUUGUUUUAUUUCUUCCUUUGCACUGUUCCUGGUUUGAUACCUAAGCACUGACACAUUGGUUAACUCUAUUUGUUUCCUAUUGACAAAAUGACUCAAUUAGUUAAUGUCUGUGUAUGUUGUCAGCUUGAACCUGUUUAUGCUUGAACGUGCACUUUGGUCCUCUGUGAAAAGUGCCAGAGGCAGAGGGAGGGGAGGCUAAUUUGGUCAGGGAAAGCAUUGUUCAUCAACAGAGAAAAUAGUACUAUCAGUUCCACUCAGAUAACCCCUAGUCGUCAUUGGACCUCAAGCCAAGCCGUGACCCCAUGGCUUGAACUCUGUGGUCAUGUGACCAGGCAGUAAAGUGGCCAGUGGUGCUGGCUUAAAGACUAUGCUCAGAGAGAGGGCAGGCUGUGGAGGGAGGAGGUUGUAUGUCAGAGCGAGAGAGAGCAAGAGGGAGAACAAGAGAGAGAGAAGAGUCAUGAGGCCAAGGCUCCCAUGCCCUGUGGCUUUUUUUUAGCUGAAUCUGUGCUUGAAUGGCGUCCUGGCAAACUGGGAGAAGCAUGAAAUGGAUACAUGGGAAGAUGUUGCAGCUGACCCACGUGUUUGCCUCAUCUGUGGAGACCGCGCCACAGGCCUGCACUAUGGCAUCAUCUCCUGCGAGGGCUGCAAGGGCUUCUUCAAGCGCAGCAUCUGCAACAAGCGCGUGUACCGCUGCAGCCGCGACAAGAACUGUGAGAUGUCGCGCAAGCAGCGCAACCGCUGCCAAUACUGCCGCCUGCUCAAGUGUCUACAGAUGGGAAUGAACCGCAAAGCAAUCAGGGAAGAUGGCAUGCCAGGAGGGAGAAACAAAAGCAUUGGGCCUGUACAGAUCACAGAUGAGGAGAUUGAGCGGAUCAUGUCAGGACAGGAGUUUAAGGAGGAAGCCAGUCUCCCGGAGCACACCUGGAGCAACAAUGGUGACAGUAGUGACCACAGUUCCCCUAGCAACGGCGCCUCCGAGGGCAACCAGCCAUCACCCGCAUCCACUCUGUCAUCCAAUCGCUCUGUAGAGAUGAAUGGCGGCUACACGGCAGCUCUCAGGGACCAGUACAUGAACACCCCCAUGAACACCCCCUACCAGCUUCUACCUCACCUCUUCAGCUACCAUGCCCAGUCAGGCCUGCUGGCCCCACAGCCCCGCAGCCUCUACCCUCAGUCACACCCCCUGGUGCUGCAGCUAGUGGCUGCAGAGGACCUGGCCCCACUGACCACCCCCAUGCUGAUAGAGGAUGGGUACAAGGUGACUCAGGUGGAGUUGUUUGCGCUGCUGUGUCGUCUGGCCGACGAGCUGCUGUUUCGUCAGAUCUCGUGGAUCAAGAAACUGCCGUUCUUCUGCGAGCUGUCCAUCGAGGACUACACCUGUCUGCUCAGCUCCACCUGGCAGGAGCUCAUCCUGCUCUCCUGCCUCACCAUCUACAGUGCGCAGAUCUUUGGAGACCUGGCCGACGUCACCGCCAAGUACACGCCCUCUGAGGACGAGAUGCAGGGGUUCAGUGAGAAUGGCAUGGAGGUGAUGGAGAGGCUGAUCUAUCUGUUCCGCAAGUUCCACCAGUUGAAGGUCAGCAACGAGGAGUACGCCUGCAUGAAAGCCAUCAACUUCUUGAACCAAGAUAUCCGUGGUCUGACCAACGUCUCCCAGUUGGAGCAGCUAAACAAGCGCUACUGGUACGUGUGUCAGGACUACACUGAGUACAAGUACCCUCACCAGCCCAAACGCUUCCCCGAGAUCAUGAUGUGUCUGCCAGAGAUCCGUUUCAUGGCAGGCAAGCUGGUGAAUGUUCCCCUGGAACAGCUCCCCCUUUUGUUCAAAGCAGUCUUGCACUCCUGCAAAUCCAGCCUAAUCAGCUACAGGACAGGAAGUUCCCCCUGUCUGACUUCUACGGGUACCUCCCCUGGGAACUGAGCCCUGCCCUGCUGGCUCUAGGACCGCCCCUUUACUCAGAGCUGGCCUAGGGGGCAGGGCAAGGGACUGGUCCUCCUUCCUGUGAAUGUGACAAGCAGCUAGUUUUAUCAAGCUUUUUUUUUUCUCUAUAUAUUUAUUACAUGACAGAGCUGAAUGUAUGCUGAUUUAUGCUGUGCACAUGCUUCUGUACAAACUAAAUGCACAUUGAUGCAUUGGUCUUUGGAGUUUACAAGUGUGUAUCCGAUUGCUCAAUGUGUGGGUGUUGCCAUUGUUAGAACUUGAUUUUAAACAUUUAUUUUAUUCGGAUGGGGCCGGAUAUAAAUGAGUUGACAAGUGUUUUGAGACUACCUCAGGAAGAUGUCGUUUCUAUUUUCAGGUACCUUUUUCCCGCCGUUUUGAAAUGAAGAGUUGCCCAGUCUAAAUCCAAUCCCUGUAAAUGCUUUAAACUCCUGAAUCAUAGAUUGAUAAGUAGGCCUUUACCACGAAAUUGACCAAAGGCAUUUAGUACGUUGAACCAAAGAUUUUUAAAAAAAGCGUUCACCCCUGCAAUCAACAAAUGAAUGUUCACUACAGGUGUAUUGUCUCCCUUCUUGUCGUAUUUUUCUAUACUGUGUUACACACACUAUCUCUUACAGAACCCACAGACAGACUUCCUGUAAGGGAUGGGCUGGUCUGUUUUGAACAUUCCUAGACUUUCGGUGAGGUGACACUUAGCUGGAUUGUGGGAUCUUGGUAGAAAACGAGCAUACGGGUAUUUUCUACAAUCAUUGACUGCGGAACAAAUGAAAGGGGGACGUUUGCUGUUAGCUGUAUUGAUUUUUGUUGUUGUUGACCAAAGUGUUAUGCAAAGCUUUUUCAAGCAGAACCCAUAGAUGGGCAAUGAGCCGAUAGCUCAAUGUAAUGAUUUCUUAUCAAUGAAGGACCCGAAUAAGAAAUGAAUCAAUGUGCGUCGGAGCUGGAGGGGAGACCUUCUGCUGACAGACAGACACACACACAGUGCAGCUGGUUCCCAUCCUAACCCCUAACGAUGAGACACCACAGACAAAGGCCCCACUGUCUUCCCUCCUAGUCCCUGUAGCACCCAUCUGUUGCUCCAGACAUACAACUUUUAGCCCUCCACUGGUACUCCCUUGCCCAAUCCUUAGCCUCUGCACAUGCUCAUUGGGUUGGUGGUCCGGUCCGCACAGUUAGGCUAGAAGGAAAUGCUGGCCUGCUCAUUUUUACUACUACAUCUUUAGACAGUGUUGGGUUCGGAAUGCUCAGGUGACUACUUUUUGGGCUGUAAAAGAGGAGAGACGGAGGAGACAUUAGGGGCUUGUCUAUUAAUCUGGAAGGACUAGAGGUUACUUCCGGCUUGCACAUCAUCUAAGACUGAUAUGCACAUUGUUAAAAAGAAAGAGAAAGAAACAUACGGAGAAAUAGGUUCUUUAUUUUCUAAGUAUGAGAUGAUAAUUCUUCCCACUUUUUUGAUCAUUCAAGUUUGAUCUGUUUCCUAGUAACCGUUGUUUGAACAUUUGGGGCAAUGCAGUCCUUAAAAUGACUCUCUUUUAUGCGUGCUGUGGUGAGGCAGGACACAUUCUUUGACCAUGAACUUGGCAAAGUCCCCACCCUGCAUGCUCCUCUCUCUCAGGUCCUUGUGGACCUGUAUUUAAACAGGGUAAAGUGAGUGUUGUGUAUUGCAUUCAGGAGUUAUUCAGUGAUCACAAUGCUGAUGUACUUGUAGGAUUCGUAGUCGUAGGAUUCAGGACAUUGUAGGUCCUUCUUAGAAGGUGUUUUCUUUUUCAAAUAUUUUCCUGUUUUUAUGAAAGUGAAUGUGUUGGUUUUAAAGGGCAUGUUUUGGAACAGAUUGUUUUUGACCAGAUUUUAAACGACUGGUGUACCAGUGCUCCCAGUUCAGUGUUGAGAUGAUUUGGCUGAAGGUGGCCUGAGACAGGGCCGAAAUGCCAGGGAUGUCCCCUUUCCAAACUGAGCAUGCUCAAAAUAACCUCAACUAUCAGGUAGGCUUACUCUCUCCCUUCAUCACUACUGUAAGUCCAGCCUCGUUUGUCUUGCUCAGCCUUAACACUACUACCUACCUGCCUUAAAGGAGUACUCCACCCCCCCCAAAAAAAAUCAAUGUUUUGUUAUUUGUUUCACUUGUCCAUUGUUGACAUAGUGCCAAAAAUGUUUUGCUGGUCAGCGAUCAAUUUUCAAGAUAUGUAACUUUUAAAAUAUAGAAAUACUCCCCAUAUGAUGCAUCUCUGGGUGGAAUGUUCCUUUAACACUGUGCUAUCUUAUGCCCUGAACCACCCGUUGAAUACUUUCUCCAAUGGUGUGUUCUUUGUUUCAGUAGUUUUCAAGUAGCCACCUUUCCAUCUUUUGUUUUUAUACAUUUUCAAUGUUAUUGUUAAAACUAGAAUCCUUAAUUAGAACAAUAACAAAGCGGACACCCCGCCUCUGUUUUGGUAAAAAAGCUUGAGGGAUGUGGGCCUGGAGAAAUGUAACCACUCUCAAAUUCAUAGACAGAGCUAUGGAUGCAAGGACUGACCAUCCAUGACAUGAAUUCUAGUUUCAACCAUGUUUUGAGGCUAUACAGCGUUUGUUUACAUUGACAUUACAAUUCUUUCUGAUGGAUGUUGGAUGUGAUUCUAUCAACUCUCUGCUGUAAUUUAAGUUCCAAAAGAAUAUAGUGUUUAUGGUAUUGAUAUUGCAAUUCAAAAUUGUUUAUGGAUUGGUCACUCUUUACUAUUACCAAAGACAUGUUACAGAGUUGAUGAGUAAAAUGAUAUCUGCAGACAGUGAAUUAACUCGGCAGAAGACAGGCACCUGUGAAACUGGUAAAUAUUAUGCAUGAUCCUUCACAUGCAAAGCCUUCACUGUAUUCCCCAGUGUCAUUUGGGCCUGAGGUGUGGAGUUUUCAACUCCGAUAUUAGAACGGAGUCGCACACCGUGGCUUCCUACUUUUCUUUCAGUUGACCAUCUGUGAACAAAGCAGAGAACAUUGAGGUGUGCCAGAAGUCACGGUGGAGAGUAACCAGCCACUGGUCUGGGGGGCUCAGUGCAUAUGGCACUCCUAAACUCAGGGAUCAGACAUUUUUAGGGUACUUGUGUUUGAGAUCCUAGCCCAGUGCUGCUGCUGCCAUACAGUGUCACUCUGGCCAUCAUACAUGAAUAUAGGGACUCUAAGUGGCAGGUUCUUCGUUGCAGUCUCUUUUCAAAUCAAACGUCACAUUGCUACCUUGCUGCCAACACCUCUCAUGUUUUGAAACACAUGUAAUACAAACUCAUUACCAUUCUCACUAUUUUCUGGAAUGUGUUUUUACAGAUAAUGGAUAUGUAAUUUGCAAUUUCUAUACUGAAACUACCUCUUUUUGUGUGUCAUCACGUUGCUUACUCACACAGGUAAUGUUAAAAAAAAAAAAUCAUAUUUAUUGGUUUCAUUGCACCAAUGUUCUGUUAUUUUGUGUCUCUUAUUUCAUCCAGUUACCUCACUGUUACCUAUUUUGCAUGUAAACGUUUCCUCAUAUGUUUUUCCGUGGUACCUCAGGACAAACUGCAGCCUCGCCCUUGGUGGAUGGGAGUCAGUUUGACCACCGUGCGCCAGUUUACAUUUACAACUUUUUUUCUGCGAUCGAUCAUGCAGUUUACAACGUCACACCAAGUGAUCAAUGAAAACGGAUCAGACUGAUGACUUAUCUACCACGUCAUGACCGUACACUACCAAUCAUUAACACACCUGAUUACUAUACCUUUCUGUGGGAAUCUCGGCAUACUGUAUGUAAUCACGUCAUUUGUUCACUUUUCUGCGGUCGUUUUAUCAAUACUUCCCAUUUUACUGGUGAAUCAGUGUUUCUUUGUACAGUUCAUACAGCAACACAGUGCCUUGCGAAAGUAUUCGGCCCCCUUGAACUUUGCGACCUUUUGCCACAUUUCAGGCUUCAAACAUAAAGAUAUAAAACUGUAUUUUUUUUUGUGAAGAAUCAACAAGUGGGACACAAUCAUGAAGUGGAACGACAUUUAUUGGACAUUUCAAACUUUUUUAACAAAUCAAAAACUGAAAAAUUGGGCGUGGAGAAUUAUUCAGCCCCUUUACUUUCAGUGCAGCAAACUCUCCAGAAGUUUAGUGAGGAUCUCUGAAUGAUCCAAUGUUGACCUAAAUGACUAAUGAUGAUAAAUACAAUCCACCUGUGUGUAAUCAAGUCUCCGUAUAAAUGCACCUGCACUGUGAUAGUCUCAGAGGUCCGUUAAAAGUGCAGAGAGCAUCAUGAAGAACAUGGAACACACCAGGCAGGUCUGAGAUACUGUUGUGAAGAAGUUUAAAGCCAGAUUUGGAUACAAAAAGAUUUCCCAAGCUUUAAACAUCCCAAGGAGCACUGUGCAAGCGAUAAUAUUGAAACGGAAGGAGUAUCAGACCACUGCAAAUCUACCAAGACCUGGCCGUCCCUCUAAACUUUCAGCUCAUACAAGGAGAAGACUGAUCAGAGAUGCAGCCAAGAGGCCCAAGAUCACUCUGGAUGAACUGCAGAGAUCUACAGCUGAGGUGGGAGACUCUGUCCAUAGGACAACAAUCAGUUGUAUAUUGCACAAAUCUGGCCUUUAUGGAAGAGUGGCAAGAAGAAAGCCAUUUCUUAAAGAUAUCCAUAAAAAGUGUCGUUUAAAAGUUGUCCACAAGCCACCUGGGAGACACACCAAACAUGUGGAAGAAGGUGCUCUGGUCAGAUGAAACCAAAAUUGAACUUUUUGGCAACAAUGCAAAACGUUAUGUUUUGCGUAAAAGCAACACAGCUCAUCACCCUGAACACACCAUCCCCACUGUCAAACAUGGUGGUGGCAGCAUCAUGGUUUGGGCCUGCUUUUCUUCAGCAGGGACAGGGAAGAUGGUUAAAAUUGAUGGGAAGAUGGAUGGAGCCAAAUACAGGACCAUUCUGGAAGAAAACCUGAUGGAGUCUGCAAAAGACCUGAGACUGGGACGGAGAUUUGUCUUCCAACAAGACAAUGAUCCAAAACAUAAAGCAAAAUCUACAAUGGAAUGGUUCAAAAAUAAACAUAUCCAGUUGUUAGAAUGGCCAAGUCAAAGUCCAGACCUGAAUCCAAUCGAGAAUCUGUGGAAAGAACUGAAAACUGCUGUUCACAAAUGCUCUCCAUCCAACCUCACUGAGCUCGAGCUGUUUUGCAAGGAGGAAUGGGAAAAAAUUUCAGUCUCUCGAUGUGCAAAACUGAUAGAGACAUACCCCAAGCGACUUACAGCUGUAAUCGCAGCAAAAGGUGGCGCUACAAAGUAUUAACUUAAGGGGGCUGAAUAAUUUUGCACACCCAAUUUUUCAGUUUUUGAUUUGUUAAAAAAGUUUGAAAUAUCCAAUAAAUGUCCUUCCACUUCAUGAUUGUGUCCCACUUGUUGUUGAUUCUUCACAAAGAAAUACAGUUUUAUAUCUUUAUGUUUGAAGCCUGAAAUGUGGCAAAAGGUCGCAAAGUUCAAGGGGGCCGAAUACUUUCGCAAGGCACUGUAUCUAUAUAGUUGUCAAGAUGGGGUGUACCAAACAAUAUAUUGUGUUCCUUCACUAUAUCUAUAUAGUUGUCAAGAUGGGGUGUACCAAACAAUGUAUUGUGUUCCUUCACUAUAUUUAUAUAGUUGUCAAGAUGGGGUGUACCAAACAAUGUAUUGUGUUCCUUCACUAUAUCUAUAUAGUUGUCAAGAUGGGGUGUACCAAACAAUGUUAAGGCAAAGUGUAAAGACUUUAAUAGGGUUAAAUGAUCAGUAUCAUGUUUGAUAUUUAGAAUGCUGCUUGUGAGUGAUUAUUCAUUGGAAUGUAACUUUGGCCCUUUUGCCAUUUCCUGUUAACAUGCUUUUCUUCACUCAUCGCAACAAUGAAUGGUUUUCUGUCAUAACAGUGUUAUUACAAGCUUAUACAUUGUUAUUACAAGCUUAUUCAGUGUUAUUACAAUUCAUUCGUUGAAGCUCCUUAUUAAGGAGCCCACAAUGGGGCAACUAGAGCAGAUAAAAUCACAACAUAUCUCAGGGAACAACGUCUUAAAGUAUUUCCAUUGAAUCUGCACCACUGGAUACGCAGAUGAAAUGCAUGACAUUUGUAUCUGCCAUGUUUGUUUGUUUUCUCCUUAAAGGGAUACUUUAAGGGAUCCCCAGAGUCAGAUGAACUUGUGAAUACCAUUUUUAUGUCUCUGCAUCCAGUAUGAGGGAAGUUAGAGGUAGUUUCGCGAGCCAAUGCUAAGUACCGUUAGCUCAAUGAAUGGAACUCAAUGGCAACAACUAGCAUGCUAGCUGUUACCAUAGAUUUCCAGUCAUUGCGCUGAUUCAGAGGGGUUGGGUUAAAUGCGGAAGACACAUUUCAGGUGAAGGCAUUCAGUUGUACAACUGACUAAUGCUAGUUAGAAGUUGCGCUGACGCUAGUUAGCAACUUCCUUCAAACUGCACACAGAGAUAUAAAAUGGUAUCCACAAGUUCAUCUGACUCUGGGGAAGUAGAUUAAGGGUUUCAUUGCCAAAAUCCCGAAGUAUCCCUUUAAAUCUUUUGAAAAACCUCUCUCCUCUGCUUUUCUUACUUGAACUACCUGUGACAAAUGUGAUCCAUAUGUGUUAAACGCAUGUUUAGAAUAUGUUAGGACUUGAAACCAAAUAAAUGUGAACGUUAUGCAACUGUGCAA
Messenger RNA from Oncorhynchus nerka (sockeye salmon), 8970 nucleotides. Its product is annotated as nuclear receptor subfamily 6 group A member 1-A-like. The record is from RefSeq and is a predicted model, not a curated record. NCBI's taxonomy places the organism in Eukaryota, Metazoa, Chordata, Actinopteri, Salmoniformes, Salmonidae. Gene Ontology annotation, biological process: regulation of DNA-templated transcription. Gene Ontology annotation, cellular component: chromatin. Bases 956 to 2332 code for a protein of 458 amino acids. The transcript is spliced from 9 exons. Gene Ontology annotation, molecular function: nuclear receptor activity; sequence-specific DNA binding; zinc ion binding.